Messenger RNA from Ahaetulla prasina, 1269 nucleotides. RefSeq names its product vesicle associated membrane protein 8 (gene VAMP8). Gene Ontology annotation, molecular function: SNAP receptor activity; syntaxin binding. Gene Ontology annotation, cellular component: SNARE complex; plasma membrane. Gene Ontology annotation, biological process: vesicle-mediated transport; SNARE complex assembly; vesicle fusion. The transcript has 3 exons. Lineage: Eukaryota; Metazoa; Chordata; Lepidosauria; Squamata; Colubridae. The record is from RefSeq and is a predicted model, not a curated record. The coding region runs from base 16 to 333 and encodes 105 amino acids.
AAGAGAAGAAGAGGAAUGAAGGAGGGAGGCACUGGAAGUGGCCCAGGGAUGGGCAAUGAGCGGGUGAAGAACCUCCAGAAUGAAGUUGAAGGUGUCAAGAAUAUCAUGAGCCAGAAUGUGGAGCGGAUUCUAGCCAGGGGUGAGAAUCUGGACCACCUGCGCAACAAGACGGAAGACCUGGAAGCAACGUCCGAACACUUCAAGACAACCUCACAAAAAGUGGCCCGGAAGUACUGGUGGAAGAAUAUCAAGAUGAUUGCUAUCAUCUGCGUCAUCGCCAUCAUCAUCCUUAUUCUCAUCAUCCUGCUUGCCACCGGCGUCAUUCCGUCUUAAGUUUCUUUCCCACCACCGGACUUUUCCCACUCAUCAUUCCCACGUGGUUGUCUUUUUUUAUUUUAUUUUGCCCCCAUCAUCCCUUCCCUUAAUAGCUGAAAUUUGUAACUGAAUCACAAGGCCCUUUGCCAGGGGUCCUGAUCAAGAGGUCCAGGUUGCCCCCCUGCAACAUCUGCCAGUGCCCAUAACCUCCCUCCCAUGCCAGGACCAAAAGACUCCAGGAGCCGCCCUUCCUCUCGGCUCCACCCAAGGGUCCCUCAACUGUAUGCAUGAAGGUAGCAAGAGGAAACAGAAACGGUUUCUGCUUAGAUGAUCCCCAACCACAGAACAUGCUAAAAUUCUGAGUCUGUAAGUGCCUCAGCUGGUGCUUGGAACGGAGCUCACCAGCCUUCUCUGUUCUAAACAAAUUUGGCCAAGUUUCUGGAACGGGCAGAAAACUGCCGUGGGAGGAACCCAACUUUAUGCGGCCACUCUGGGCAUUUCUUCCCUUCCAGGAAGCUUCAUCCUCAGAUCUCCUCAUUUUGUGUGCCUUUCAUCAUCCCGGAUGGAGAAGUUGAAUGACUGAAACUCACCUGGCAAUAUAAAGAUGUUUUUGAACCACUGUUUUAAAAGAAGAAUGAAGGCGAGCAGCCCGUUCAGGUUCUCUAAAUUUUUAUUUCUGUCUCUUGGGGGAUGUUAGCUCCUUGAGAUGUCGGUUCCUAAGGUCCUGACAGACUGAGGCCCCGACUCCUCCAAUCGGGACCCCUGAGUGGCACAGAGAGAGGUGGCCCCUCUGAUCGGCUCGACUCCCUUUGAUUGGCACGUCGUCUUCUUUCAGCUACGGCCUUUUCUGAUCUAGUGCCUCUGAUCUUUGAGAAAUUUCUAAGAAAUGUUUAUUCACUUUUGCAUUUGAUUUACUAACUGUAAUAAAAGUAUUUAUAAAUCACUGGCUACAAA